GAAAGGGGGAGUGUGAGUUUCUUGGCCCGGUUGGCAGGUGCCUUCUCAAAGGCCCCAUCGUCCUCCACUUCCUGAGGAGGCAGCAGCAGAACAAAGCUAGCAGAGACUUCUUUUCUUUUCUUCGUCCAGCCACGACUGCCUCAGCCUCUGCUUCCUGGCACCAUCCUGGGGAAGGACAAGAUGAAGUGGACAGCACUUGUUAUCGUGGCCAUCCUGCAGGCACAGUUUCCAAUUACAGCUGCGCAGAGCUUCGGCCUGCUUGAUCCCAAACUCUGCUACCUGUUGGAUGGGAUCCUCUUCAUCUACGGUGUCAUCAUCACUGCCCUGUUCCUGAGAGAGAAGUUCAGCAAGAGCGCGGACGUCUCCGCCUACCAGUCGGGCCAGAACCAGGUCUAUAACGAACUCAAUAUCGGACGAAGAGAGGAGUAUGCGGUCUUGGAUAGAAGAGGGGGCCUGGAUCCUGAGAUGGGGGGAAAACCGAGGAAGAAGAAUCCCCAUGAAGUCGUGUACAAUGAGCUGCGAAAAGACAAGAUGGCAGAGGCCUACAGUGAGAUUGGGAUGAAGGGCGAGAACCAGCGGCGAAGAGGCAAGGGGCACGAUGGCCUUUACCAGGGACUCAGCACGGCCACCAAGGACACCUAUGAUGCCCUCCACAUGCAGACCCUGCCGCCUCGCUAACAGCACUAGAGAUUUCACCACCCACAGGCCAGACCUGCAGACACCGAUUGUUCAAGACCCAAGAAAAGCAUUUACAACCCGUUUUACUCGUAUUUCUCUACCACCCAAGUAUUCCUCUUUAUGAACAGGAUGCUUCCAGUUGUAACAUUUGGUCAUAUUCCCAUUCCAAACUGUCAGAGUUCUUCCCUGGACGCUAGGAGGGAGUGUGUCCCCCAGGCUUUAUCCUUGAGGAGCCUGCUGCGAGUGCAGCAUGCUGUGUUCUGGUUUCCCAGAGGCCGUGGGCCGGCCCGGCUCUGUGCAGCUCCAGGCUCUGACCUGGGAGACGGGCACCCUCCUUUUCACACACACAGCGGGGUUCAGGCUAAAUCCCCAAAAGAACCCCAGAUGUUAGCGCACACUCAUCAUCUGUAUUGUUGUCAGUAUUGGAAUGGCUUCGCUUCUGCUGUAAAUUUGGCUUCUGUUGUCAGCGAACCCUCUCAUUUCUUGGUGACUGGGCUGGGGAGGCUGUUCUGCCACCCCGUGAAGGAUCCAGGCAGAGGGGAAGAUGGGAGUUGGUAGCAGCCAGAGGAGGCUGAAGAGGGAAGCAGUGGUGGCUCAGGGAUGGGAGCAGGGGAGCCAGAGGCCCGGGAGGGGGGCAGGAAAGGACCCCCCCUGCAAUCAAGCAUAUGUUCCCCGUUAUAGAACUUGUGUGCCAGACCCUGUGGGGACCAGAAGAUAAAGAAGCCUAUCUUUGCCCCCGUGGAGCCCACACUCUCACAGGGCAGCAAGUUGUGAAGAGUCUGGUGUGAGAGAAUGUUAGGCACUUGCUCACCUCACACUGCGUUCAAGACAAACCUGUCACGGGGAGACCUCCAAGGGAGACUUGGCACCACUCAGCCCCAGAAAGAUCCCACAGGACAGUGGCACGGAAGCGCCUCGGCCGACUUAGUGCGACAGUGCUGUGUAAUAAAGUGCAUGUGGCCACGGAUGGAAAACCCUCUCUGCUCUGCUUGGUCUUAAUUUAUACUGGUUUGCUAGAGCCUUAAUCUUCUGCGUAAUAAAGGCUUCAGUGCAAAAUGCCA
Molecule: messenger RNA, 1739 nt
Organism: Phacochoerus africanus (Common warthog)
Lineage: Eukaryota; Metazoa; Chordata; Mammalia; Artiodactyla; Suidae
Gene: CD247
Product: CD247 molecule
Exons: 8
Coding region: 181-678 (165 amino acids)
Biological process (GO): cell surface receptor signaling pathway
Cellular component (GO): membrane
Molecular function (GO): transmembrane signaling receptor activity
Source: RefSeq, a predicted model, not a curated record